Epinephelus fuscoguttatus (brown-marbled grouper) is the source of this 7529-nucleotide messenger RNA. RefSeq names its product gamma-aminobutyric acid type A receptor subunit beta1 (gene gabrb1). Lineage: Eukaryota; Metazoa; Chordata; Actinopteri; Perciformes; Serranidae. Gene Ontology annotation, molecular function: neurotransmitter receptor activity; extracellular ligand-gated monoatomic ion channel activity; GABA-A receptor activity. Gene Ontology annotation, biological process: regulation of membrane potential; chemical synaptic transmission; nervous system process. The record is from RefSeq and is a predicted model, not a curated record. The transcript is spliced from 9 exons. The coding region runs from base 495 to 1931 and encodes 478 amino acids. Gene Ontology annotation, cellular component: neuron projection; synapse; GABA-A receptor complex.
UCUCUCUCUCUCUCACACACACACACACACACACACACAUACACACUCACUCUCUCUCUCACUCCUCCGGCUUACUAAAGGUGACCGGGGAGCCGCGCUCGCUGCUCAUUAUUUAACGUCUCCAAAUUGAGCGGCAGCGGGAAGGCGAGCCUGACGCAGAUCUGCUCCGGACACUGCUGCGUCUGCUGGAAAAAGCUGAGAGUGCUGCCGGAGGGUGGUCUGUCUGUGUGUGUUGACAUCCACAGGGGCUGGGAGAAUGUAUGUGCCGCUUCAUGCGCCAACCUCCACUCUCCAAGUGAAGUCUCCACACCUAUAGGCUGUUUUUUUUCCUACCCCCAUCGCGGCUACAUUUUCAUCCAAAUUGGUCUCACCUUGCCGCUGACGCUUGGAUGUUGAUAAAACGACGCGCAUGCGUUGCUCUUGGAAUAAUUUUGCAGCCUAAGUUGCAUCCCUGAGAUCUUGUGUCAAAGUCGUUGGCAGGAUCGGAGUUAGUGAUGUGGACUACUCUGGACCGCGGAUGCUGGGGGAUCUGCUGCUUGUCCCUGCUGGCGACUGUAGUCUGCGGGGCGCAAAGCGCCAACGAACCUAGCAACAUGUCAUAUGUGAAAGCCACCGUGGACAAACUGCUGAAGGGCUAUGACAUCCGUCUGCGGCCUGAUUUUGGAGGCGCCCCUGUGGAUGUUGGCAUGAGCAUAGACAUCGCCAGCAUUGACAUGGUGUCUGAAGUCAACAUGGACUACACCAUCACCAUGUACUUCCAACAGUCCUGGAGAGACAAGCGCCUCUCCUACACAGGCAUUCCUCUCAAUCUCACCCUGGACAACCGGGUGGCAGACCAGCUGUGGGUCCCUGACACCUACUUCAUUAAUGACAAAAAGUCUUUCGUCCAUGGGGUGACAGUAAAGAACCGUAUGAUCAGACUGCACCCUGAUGGAACUGUGCUAUACGGUCUCAGGAUCACCACAACAGCUGCCUGCAUGAUGGACUUGCGCAGAUACCCACUGGAUGAGCAGAACUGCACCUUGGAGAUUGAGAGCUAUGGAUACACCACUGAUGACAUUGAAUUCUACUGGCAGGGAGGAAGCAACACAGGCUCAGUCACUGGGGUGGAGAACAUCGAACUGCCCCAGUUCUCCAUCAUAGACUACCAAACCCUCUCCAAGAAAGCUGUGUUUGCCACAGGUUCUUAUCCACGUCUGUCGCUGAGCUUUAAGCUGAAGAGGAACAUUGGCUAUUUCAUUCUGCAAACUUACAUGCCCUCCACCCUGAUCACCAUCCUGUCCUGGGUCUCCUUCUGGAUCAACUAUGAUGCCUCUGCUGCCAGAGUCGCAUUAGGUAUAACCACGGUGCUGACAAUGACCACCAUCAAUACCCACCUUAGGGAGACUCUGCCCAAGAUCCCCUACGUCAAGGCCAUUGACAUUUAUCUCAUGGGUUGCUUCGUCUUUGUCUUUCUGGCCUUGCUGGAGUACGCCUUUGUCAACUACAUCUUCUUUGGCCGAGGUCCUCACCUACAGAAGAAGGUAGCAGAAAAGGCUGCCAAGUCCAACAACGAGAACAAGAGCAGACUGGAGAGCAACAAAGUGCAGGUUGAUGCUCAUGGCAACAUCCUCCUAACCAACUUAACCAGUGAGAUGGGUGGAGCAGAUAUGAUGGGAGCUCUCAACGACCCUCGGGCUACCAUGUUCUCUUAUGACAGUGCCAGCAUACAGUACCGCAAGCCCAUGACCAGCCGAGACCUGUAUGGACGACCAGCCAUUGACCGGCCAAUGGGCCACAAGAAGGGCCGCUUGCGGAGGAGGGCUUCGCAGCUCAAAGUCAAGAUCCCCGACCUCACGGACGUCAACGCCAUAGACAAGUGGUCCCGUGUCGUCUUCCCAAUUGCAUUCACCUUCUUCAACCUGGUCUACUGGCUUUACUAUGUCCAUUAGGGUGGCAGUAGCGGGCCUCUGUGGCAGCACUACUGCUAAUGAUUUGAUAGAAAAGCUACCUAGGUCUUGUACAGCAAUGAAUACGAAGGAGCGUUCAGUCCAUUUGUAUACAUCCUGUUUUGGAAUGAGUAGUACUGGAUGUCUUUACAAUGUAAAUACAAUUUAAUAUAUAAUAUAUAAAUAUAUAUAUAACAGAGGUAUAAUUUAUUAAAAAUCCUAUCACUUUUGCUGUACUCAUCCAUACAAAAUAGAUAGAUAAAAAUAAUGGAAUUUAAGACACAGUAAAGGUAUGGUAUUUCUAAGUUCAAACUUGCCAAAAAGACUUUGGUGACUCCAAAAUUAUGGGCAAUGAUCUUUUAUUUGUUCUAUAUCUUUUUCUUACCUUCCGUUAUCUCACUUUUUGCAUGUGAAUGGAACACAACUUUUUGUUUGCUUAAGACAAAAACAAGAGCAAAGGAAGCCCAGUGCAAAACAAGUAGGUAAUUAUAACAGUUUUUACAUGAUCUUGUGACUGAAGCUCAUCCAGCUUAUUAACAGAAGACGUUUGGUUGAAUUCCACCGUAAUAAGGUAGUCCUGAUUUGAUUUAAGCUCAGUGCUCUGAUUGAGGUCAUUUUUGUGGAGCCGGAUAUGCAUCGUGUUGAAAUCCUUCUCUGAAAGCCAUCUGUGAGCUAACAAACAUGUCAGAUUGCUUUUCAUGACAUGUUCUCUUCUUUUGACAAGUUUCUUUUCAGUUCUGUAAAAAGAAAAAGAAAAAAAGAAAAAGCUUUGCAUGGCUCUACUGAGCCACUCUGUAUUAUAAUCAUUAUACUGUAUGCUUUCGAACAAUCAUUGCAUAUAAGGUAAGUACAGGACAGAUGUUAAUUGGAACUCCAACUAAUUUCUCAAAAACAAAAUGUAGUCGAAUUUGUAUCUAUGAUAUUCUCACAGUGUCUGUGAGCAUGUACAAUGUAAUUUUCUUUAAAAGAAAUCAGGUAAAGAAUGACCAAUGAUGUCACCAUGCUUUCAAAAUCACAUUUAAAAUUUCAAGCCCUGAUAAAACUCGCUGCUGGUGUUGAACAUUUUGUGUUACAGACUAUUAUUAAACAUUUUUGUCAGAUACCUGAAAAUAUACUGUGCAGAACUAUUAGAAAUACAGAGAGGUUCAUCCAUCUCAGUGUGUUAAAUAAUUACAGGGCAAGUUUGAGGUCACUGUUACUCUAAUUUAUUUUUCAGUGGAUUGCCUUUCAGCUCAUUAUCAAGGCUUAGGGUUAGGGAUCAGUUGUAAGACCCAAGUUCAAGUUUGCUCCAGCUCCAGUCCUACAGUCAGGUUCAAAAUACAUUUCUGAGGACAAACUAGUGUUGAGGACAGACAGAGUAGGUAUGACCAACAUCAAACAAAGUGUAAUAGCUGGCCCAGUAUCCCUAGAAAUUAUUUCCAUAUUGGACAAAACCUCACAAAUUAUGUUCUGUGCCAGUGCCAGAAGUUGAGCGUCCUUUACAGUAUACACCAGUCAGCCAAAACAUUAAAACCCCUGACAGGUGAAAUGAAUAACACUGAUUAUCUUGUUACAGUGCAGUGUUCUGCUGGGUCCUGGCAUAUAUGUACGGUGAAGAGGUCAUUGAAGUGGCAUAUAGCAAGUUGCAAGAGUUUCAUGCAGAAGAUUGGAGUUUGUGUUCUGUCACAGACCUGCAGUUAACAUUUGUCUUUUUAAUCAACCCUAUUUACCUAACCUUUAUUUGCUUUUACCAAGCAUUUUAGUUGCCUAACCAUACCUACACCAUAUCAAUAGUUUAUUUGCCAUAACCAAAGUCUUACCCUAAUCUGGACCACACCAUAGAUGCCAUGCACAGCAAAACGUUACCAUCUUACGUGCUGAAAACUGUAAAUGAAGAGGAGGGAGGUGCACAGCUUUCUUUUUCUCUGCUGCACUCUGGUCUCUCUUGCAAAAUAGAUCUUCAUCUCAACUCUCUCUCUCUAUCUCUUACCUGAUUAAAUAAAGGUCGUAUAAUGGCUGUUGACUGCACAAGAAAGGUACAAGCAUUCUGGGCAGAAACUUAUUCCAAUGCUGGAUGGAAGGCUUUUCUUCUCCCACUUAAUCUGUGGCAAUCCCAGUUCAUGUCUAAGGUUGUGUGAUGGAGACAUUUCUUUCAGCUAAACAACUCUAACAUCUCCAUGUGGGUGACAAAUAAAAAUAAAAGCCUACACGCUGUUUGUUAGUGAAGUGCUCCUCCUCCAAAAAACUCAGGAACAGGUUUUGCACAGUUUGUCAUGUAGAUUCUCAAAGUCUGUAGAGCUUCACUGGAGGAAUGAACAUCAUUCUUGCAGAACAUAUUCCCUCAUUUGGAGACUGCUGUCCAACACUCUAAAAUCUCCCAUAGGUGUUUAGUUGACUGUGAAUGCAGGAGAAUAUGACUCAUGACAUUUUCAUCAAAGCAUUCAGUGAGACCUCAUGAUCUGAAUGGAAACAUUAUAUUCUUCAUGUUUGUCCAGUCUUUAAUUUAGUUUUUUUUCUUGAAUAUAUUUGUACAUUUUUUGGCCACAAGUCUUUUUAUAAGCUAAAGCAGGGCUACAGCAUGGACUGUCUAAAAGGGACACGUGCGUAUACACUUGGUGACCAGAAAAUUUGAAAUCAUUCAGAGUAAGCACAAUGUUGGCACUCCUAGUGUGAAUUAUCCAUGGCCCUGUAGUGUGCCGGUGUUUAAGAUAACCAUGCUGACACCAGAGCUCUACAUUACCAAGGCUGAUGGAUGGACCUGUGUUCUAUGGAGCCUGCAUUUGUGUUUCUUCCAAAGUUGUCAGUAGGAUUUAUUGCAUGACUUGAUGUGUUGUGAUGAGGUCAUCCCAUCUACAUGUUCCUUGAAUAGUUCCUGGACAUUCUUUAGGCAUUUUUGGAUCAGAGAAACUUUUUCAUAAUUCUAAUAAAUAGUUCUAAGAACCCCACUUUUAUUACAUCCGCACCACAAGAACUAGGAACGAUCAUAGUUCUUAGCAUUUUUGGGGACUCUUUAAGCUCCUAUUUCAGACAAGGUACGCUUCCAUAACAAGAUAAACCUUACAUAAUUGUAUGGUGAUUGGUUCAACCCAUGAGCCAGUGCAGCACUGGCAACUGCCAUUUUUAAGAAUCUGUUAGCUAUGUAAACAACAGACAACACAAACAGCUCUUACCAGGAAAAACAUAAAAGAAAGCACGAACAAAUGGACCAACAGUGAAGUACAGGCUUCACUGAUGGGGGGAAAUCCAAUGCGAUUUAGACUCAUCAAAACAAAAUAUAAGAAUCUUUGAUAACAUGACAUGUUGCUACACCAACCCUUGGCUGGCUUAUAUCAUGUUAGCGAUUCCUCUCGGGGAGUCCCCAGAACUGUUUGGUCCAAAAAUGCCUUUUGACAUGCAGGGAAGCAUUAUUUUGUUGAAAAUGUCUAUCAUGAUUAAUCCAUUUUACAACCAUGUUAAGGCCUUCCUAUACUUUGGGUUCUGGUAUCAAAGUGUCAAUCUAUGGGUAGUUAAUACCUUCCAAACCAUUAUCACCUCACCCACAAGCAUGUUCACUUACAACCUCAUUUGGUUCAUGACCUUGUGGUAUUUAAGGACAGGGAAAGAUCAUGGUUAGAGUUAAUACAAAGGGCAUAGCUCCUUAAAGUCACCCUAAACUCUACACCUAAGGCCAUACUUCUUGUAUGGCACUAGACGUCAAAAUUAGGCUUAAAUGAUGAGGCACAAAUUUGUCCAGUUUGGACAUCAUUUCUUGGGAUACUGCGCUCUUUUUAGCUACGAGACACUUUCAGCACUUUACCAUUGAUAGGAGAGGCACCUUGUGUGGCUGUCUGCUGUUAAACUCCUAUAGAGGUAGACUGUGUGUUUGUGUAAUUUCUUGUUCUGUCCAGAGUCACUUUCUUACUUAUUCUUGGUAGACCCACCCUUAUGAGGUUUCUUUUGCUUCUAGUCCUUCCAUUGUUUCAUUUUGAAGCUGCUGCCUGUUUAAAGCCCAUAAACUAUUCAGUCUUAGUGAAACACAGUUUUGUCAGCUUUCUCUGUCAUCUGCCCACUGUAACGCAAACAAGGAAUCAAAGUUACUAGCUUUGGUAGAGACAUAUGUAAAUGGUAAAGGAGGGUUCACCUCUUCAGGUGUGACAGGGUUUCUAUUUUUCUGAUCACUGAGUGAGUUUGUACACUAUGGGAUGUGAACAUGGAUCAUCAGCUGAGCUCUGCUAAAGUACAACUUGGGCUUUGUUUCCAUAGCUUUGGCCACCCUUUCUAUCAGUUAUGCUAACAGUUUGCUCACUAAAUUAAUUGUUGAAAUCUAUAUGAUAAGAAAUAUUGAAAAAUAUCAACUGGGUAGUUCCCAAAGUUAACCUCUAGAAAUCUUAAGUCCUUCAAAAACACCUCCCGCUUUCCCAGAUUGGAUAACUGAUAGAAAGCAUAGCUUAGACUGCAAAAUGAGAAAAGAAAAUAAGAAAUAAUCAGAUACAAAAUCUAUGUGGUUAAAGUAAUACAUUUUUUCUUCCACAAAGUUUCCUAGUUGAUGACAAACUUUUACAGUGUAGUCACGGCAACUCGAAGGUUAGGACAAGUGUGGACAGCUUGUCUUAUCAGGGCUUUCAACAAAAAAAGCAGCAAAACCAGAUAGGCUUCUACAGGACACAAUAGUAGCAGUGUGCUCUUUCCUCAUGGCUGAAUAUUGUGCCUUUACCAAGAAUCUCAAUAUUUUCACAGGGUUUAACUUAACUUCUAUCUAGUGAGUAGAAUUUAAAACAAAUCAUCUUGUACUUUUUUUAGAUUAAGAAGAACAUGGAGAACCAAAAACAGAAGUGGACUAUUUAAGAUCUUUUCUGAGGCUCUAAAGUACAGUACCAUUAUCUAAGCGUAGAUUGUAGUAGUAAGACAUUCCAGCAUUACGAUGACAAUCUUUUGAAUUUAAUGCUGAAAAAAAUCUCCUGCGAGGCUGGUCUCCAUGCUGCCAGUGUUGCUGUUUUUAGAGUGGACGGACAGGAGGUGGAAAAAAAGAAAACAACAAAACAAAAACACAGCUUGGCUUUCUUCACAACAAAGGACCCGGAGCAGAUGGACACAUGUUUUCUGUGAACGGACGAGCUAAUGGAGGCCCUGAACAACUGGUUUGCCCACAGGCCGUGGAGAGGGAGGACAUGUGCUGGACUCUUAUUGUGUAAAAUUACUGUACAAUUUUUCUCUCAUGCUCUAUAUGUGCUCUCAAGUGGAAUGGGGUGUGGGUGUGUUUGCCCAUGUGUCUUUCUGCUUGUUUACAGGCAGAUAUAAGACACUGUGCAGGAAUGGUUGUGUGGAUGUGUGUGUGUGUGUGUGUGAGUAUGAGCAUAUGGAUGCGUGUGAGAGGGACAAAACAUGACACACGACAUACAAAUUCUUUGUGUCAACUUAUAGAGACUUCAAAGAAUAGAGUUUAAAUAAAAUUGCUGACAUCUCUACCAACCACAGUGUAUUUUUGCUGGCUUAUCAGAAACUAACAAGUAUGUUUCAAGCAUGUUUGUUUUCACUGUUUAAUAAACCCCAGAACUGAUUAACACAACUAGGAUGGGGGUUGGGUGUUACAGUAAUAGGGGCCCAACUGAACGAUUUUGCCCCCAGGGCCCCUUAACAGGUUAA